Zingiber officinale is the source of this 2250-nucleotide messenger RNA. RefSeq names its product pyruvate kinase, cytosolic isozyme-like. Gene Ontology annotation, cellular component: cytoplasm. Gene Ontology annotation, molecular function: pyruvate kinase activity; potassium ion binding; magnesium ion binding. The record is from RefSeq and is a predicted model, not a curated record. The coding region runs from base 509 to 2041 and encodes 510 amino acids. The transcript has 5 exons. NCBI's taxonomy places the organism in Eukaryota, Viridiplantae, Streptophyta, Magnoliopsida, Zingiberales, Zingiberaceae. Gene Ontology annotation, biological process: glycolytic process.
GAACCGGGAUUCAUUUCAAAAUUUCGAACCAAUCGAAUUAACCGCCCGAAUUUACUUUGUCUAGAAGCAUAAUCAGUGUCCGAGAGAGCACAUAGAGUCUUGUCUGCGAUCGCGCCGCCACCAACGGCGACUUGUCGCCGCAGUAUCCCAUAAACCAGCGGCCUUUCCCCCUAAUUCUAAACCUAACGGCAGUUCCUCCCCGCCCAAGCCUGCCGGUGAGCGGGUGGCAGGAUUGUUUUUCUCCAAUCAUAAAAUGGUAUAUGGACGGGUAGAAGAUCCGUCUAAAGUCUUUUCACUUCACCGACUCUUGUGCCUAUCCGACGGCUCUCAUCACUCGAUUGGGUUGGCUGAGGGGAAUCUUGUCCGUUCAUUUUUCCUAAGUGAGGGGUCGAUCCCCGCUCCGCCCGCUUAAAAGGUGCUCCCCCCCUCUCCGCCUUCCCCAACCAGCAACGCGGAAGACUCUCGCUCAUUGUUCUCUGCAGGAAGGAGGAGGUAUUUUUGCAGGAGGAUGGCGAACAUCGACAUCGAGGGGAUCCUGAAGUCACUGCCCGACGAGGGACGCUUGCCGAAGACGAAGAUCGUGUGCACGCUAGGACCGGCGUCGAGGUCGGUGCCGAUGCUGGAGAAACUGAUCCGGGCGGGCAUGAACGUCGCGAGGUUCAACUUCUCCCAUGGGACGCACGAGUAUCACCAGGAAACCCUCGACAACCUCAGGAUCGCCAUGCAAAACACCGGGAUCUUGUGCGCCGUCAUGCUCGAUACCAAGGGUCCUGAGAUCCGCACUGGCUUCCUGGAGGAUGGCAAACCAGUACAACUCAGGGAGGGGCAAGAAAUCACCAUCAGCACAGAUUACAGCAUCAAGGGCGACGAGAACACCAUCUCCAUGAGUUACAAGAAGCUGCCGGUAGACCUGAAACCUGGAAACACCAUCUUGUGUGCGGACGGCACAAUAACCAUGACCGUGCUGUCGUGUGACCCUGCCGCCGGAACUGUGAGAUGCCGGUGCCAGAACACCGCGAAGCUUGGCGAGAGGAAGAACGUCAAUCUUCCCGGCGUCGUGGUGGACCUCCCCACUCUGACGGAGAAGGACAAGGAAGACAUACUGGGAUGGGGUGUUCCCAACAAGAUCGAUAUGAUCGCCCUCUCUUUCGUGCGCAAAGGCUCGGAUCUCGUCACUGUUCGGGAGGUUCUAGGGACUCAUGCAAAUACCAUCAAGCUCAUGUCGAAGGUGGAGAACCAGGAAGGCGUCGUAAAUUUCGACGAGAUAUUGAAGGAGACCGAUGCUUUUAUGGUUGCUCGCGGUGAUCUCGGAAUGGAGAUUCCCGUGGAGAAGAUAUUCCUCGCCCAGAAAAUGAUGAUCUACAAGUGCAACCUCGCCGGGAAGCCUGUCGUGACGGCCACCCAGAUGCUCGAGUCCAUGAUCAAGUCUCCUCGCCCCACACGCGCCGAGGCCACGGACGUCGCCAACGCCGUCCUCGACGGCACGGACUGCGUCAUGCUCAGCGGCGAGAGCGCCGCCGGCGCGUACCCGGAGCUGGCCGUGCGGAUCAUGGCCCGGAUAUGCUUGGAGGCCGAGUCGUCCCUGGAUUACGCGGCCAUCUUCAAGGCGAUGAUACGGUCGGCGCCGAUGCCGAUGAGCCCCUUGGAGAGCCUCGCGUCCUCCGCGGUGCGCACGGCCAACAAAGCCAGGGCCGCGCUGAUCGUGGUCUUGACGCGAGGCGGGACCACGGCCAAGCUUGUGGCCAAGUACCGGCCGCGGGUGCCAGUGCUGUCGGUGGUGGUGCCGGCGCUCACAACGGACACGUUCGGCUGGAGCGUGAGUGACGAGAGCCCCGCUAAGCACAGCCUCAUCCACAGGGGGCUCGUGCCGCUGCUGGCGGAGGGCUCGGCCAAGGCCACCGACACGGAGUCCACAGACGAGAUCCUGGAGGCUGCGCUCAAGUCUGCAGUGGCAAAGGGAUACUGCAAGCAGGGCGACGCCGUCGUCGCACUCCAUCGGAUCGGCAUUGCUUCCGUGAUCAAGAUCUGCAUCGUGAAAUGACGUUGAGGCGCUCUCUACCAAUUAAUAAUUUAAAGCCAGUGGCCCAGUGACGUACUCCAUUGAGAUAUUUACAAUGCUAUUUUGCUGUGACAGUUGAUGUAGGUUUGAGUUUGGAUUGCUUUGUUAUUUGCAGUUUAGUUUUACAGCUGUUAUUUCUGUUUUGAGCUAGAAAAUACCGUCAUCAUUGGAUAAUUAAAUCUAUUUUAGAA